UACUCUAUCUUCACAUUAUGAGCAACGCUUGGAGUGGACUUGCAUGUGGUCUAAUGAGUCACCACUGUUGUUCAGUUGUUGAAUGGAGAGCCAACACGUUUUUUUGUCCAAUUCUUUGCUGGAAUUUUCACAUCUACUUCAAAACCACGCGCUAAGUAAUCCAGAAUGAUCUUAAAACUAAAAAGAAGUCCGAUUUAAAGAGAAAGAAUGAGGUCACACAUUAUGUAAACGAGUGUAACCCCUGGUACUGCAGGUGAAGUACCUCUCUGGCAGCAGAUUCACGCAUGUGUGCUCUGCUGUGGACUGUGUGCGCUCUGCUCUCGCUCCUGUCAGAGAGUCACUGCUGCAGAAAACAGCGCUGUGUUUCAUAAAAUCACACCGCAUCUGGUCGAGGAACUUUUACACGCUGUUUCAUUUCCUAAGACAACUCCUGCUCUUUAAACUUACCUCUGUAGGACAUUUGAUCAGAGAUCAUGAAAGGCGCACCUUUAUUUAUAUACCUGUUGAGCGCCUGUCUGCGCUUCUCCUUAGCUGCUGAUUGGGAGUUAUUGGACAACAAUUUUACCAACGAAGGUGAUGCAAUCGACUACAAGGAUCCCUGUAAAGCUGCUGCCUUUUGGGGAGAUAUUGCUCUUGAUGAAGAUGACCUCCGCAUGUUUAAAGAAGUCCACAGAGGCAAUAGUGCACAACAUGCUGAUCAGACCAACCAAACCGACUCAGGUAACAGCUCCACUGAGAGUGGCAGCAGUCAGAGAGUGGCAGACAGGCGGAGUCUUCGUCGUCUGCGUAGAGCAGCCACUUCCAGACCCGAGCGAGUGUGGCCAGAGGGAAUCAUCCCGUAUGUCAUCAGUGGGAAUUUCAGUGGCAGUCAGCGGGCCAUUUUCCGUCAGGCCAUGCGUCACUGGGAGAAACACACCUGUGUAACAUUCACUGAGAGGACGACUGAAGAAAGCUACAUUGUGUUCACCUACCGACCCUGUGGGUGUUGCUCUUACGUGGGCAGGAGAGGCGGAGGACCUCAGGCCAUAUCUAUAGGAAAGAACUGUGAUAAGUUUGGCAUUGUGGUCCAUGAACUCGGCCACGUGAUCGGCUUCUGGCAUGAACACACACGCCCGGACCGUGAUGAACACGUGAGCAUCAUCAGAGACAACAUUCAGCCAGGACAGGAGUAUAACUUCCUGAAGAUGGAGCCAGACGAGGUGGACUCACUCGGGGAGGUGUACGACUUUGGAAGCAUCAUGCAUUAUGCAAGGAAUACUUUUUCCAGAGGCAUCUUCUUAGACACCAUCCUGCCCCGUUAUGACGUGAAUGGAGUCAGGCCGCCUAUUGGACAGAGGAUGCGGCUCAGCGAAGGGGACAUUGCACAAGCCCGCAAACUCUACAAGUGUGCAAGGUGUGGGGACAACCUGCAGGAGAGUUCAGGGAACUUCUCAUCUCCUGGAUAUCCCAACGGAUACUCGGCGUACGCUCACUGUGUGUGGAGGAUCUCUGUGACUCCAGGAGAGAAGAUUGUGUUGAACUUCACAUCCUUAGACCUCUUCAGGAGUCACUUAUGUUGGUACGACCAUGUGGAGGUUCGAGAUGGGUUCUGGAGAAAAGCUCCAUUAAAAGGUCGCUUUUGUGGAGACACACUUCCAGAUGCGAUCACCUCGACUGACAGUCAGCUGUGGGUCGAGUUCAGAAGCAGCAGUAACUGGGUGGGCAAAGGCUUUUCAGCCGUCUAUGAAGCAAUAUGUGGGGGCGAGGUGAGGCGGGACAGUGGCCAGAUCCAGUCCCCCAAUUAUCCUGAUGACUACCAGUCCAACAAAGUGUGCGUUUGGAAAAUCACAGUGGAAGAGGGUUUCGAUGUCGGCCUCUCCUUUCAAUCGUUUGAUAUUGAGAGACAUGACACCUGUGCUUACGACUACGUUGAAGUGAGAGAUGGCAGUUCAGAGAGCAGCCCUCUCCUCGGACGUUUCUGUGGCUACGACAAACCUGAUGACAUCAAAAGCAGCUCCAACCAGCUCUGGCUGAAGUUUGUAUCAGAUGGAUCUGUCAACAAAGCUGGGUUUGCUGCCAACUUUUUCAAAGAAAUGGAUGAAUGCUCGAGGCCGGACAACGGUCACUGUCAGCAGCGCUGCCUGAACACGCUGGGAAGCUACAGAUGUGCCUGUGACCCUGGAUUUGAGCUGGCUGCUGACAGACGCAGCUGUGAGACAGCUGCCUGUGGUGGGUUUAUCACUAAGCUGAACGGGUCCCUCACCACCCCAGGGUGGCCCAAAGAAUAUCCUCCAAACAAAAACUGUGUGUGGCAGAUGGUGGCACCUAUUCAGUACCGCAUCACUCUGGUGUUUGAUGUGUUUGAGACUGAAGGAAAUGAUGUGUGUAAAUAUGAUUACGUGGAGGUGCGCAGUGGGUUAAGCUCAGACUCAAAGCUUCAUGGGAAGUUUUGUGGAGCAGAAAAACCCGAGGUCAUCACCUCCCAACAGAACAACAUGAGGAUUGAGUUCAAGUCUGACAACACCGUCUCCAAGAGGGGCUUCAAGGCUCACUUCUUCUCCGAUAUCGAUGAGUGCUCCAAAGAAAACGGAGGCUGCCAGCAUGAAUGUGUGAACACCUUUGGGAGCUACAGCUGUCAGUGCCGCAGUGGCUUCAUGCUGCACGAUAACAAACAUGACUGCAAGGAAGCUGGCUGUGAUCAUGUUGUAAACACUGUGUCAGGCACGAUAAGCAGCCCGAACUGGCCUGAUAGAUAUCCCAGCAAGAAGGCCUGCACCUGGCACCUGUCCACCACCCCGGGCCAUCGUGUCAAACUGGUUUUCAAUGAGAUCGACAUGGAAGCUCACCUGGAGUGUGCCUAUGAUCACCUGGAGAUAUUUGAUGGACGAGACUCUCGUGCCCCUAGUCUGGGACGCUUCUGUGGCACCAAAAAGCCCACUCCUGUCGUCUCCAGUGACAACAAACUGUACCUGCGUUUUUUCUCAGACAACUCGGUGCAGAAGAGGGGUUUUGAGGCCUCUUACAGAGCAGAAUGCGGAGGAAGCCUGAAAGCCGAGGUCAAGACAAAAGAUCUCUACUCUCACGCCCAGUUCGGAGAUAACAACUACCCCAGUGGCUCCGACUGCCUGUGGGUGGUCUCUGCUGAGAAGGGGUACGGGGUGGAGAUCAUCUUCCAAGUGUUUGAGAUCGAGGAGGAGGCAGACUGCGGGUACGAUUAUGUGGAGCUGUAUGACGGCGCUGACGUCAAGUCUCCAAGGCUGGGACGAUUUUGUGGAUCUGGGGCACCAGAGGAGGUCUACUCUGCAGGGGACGCCAUCGUUUUGAAGUUCCACUCAGACGACAGCAUCAAUAAAAAAGGCUUUCACGUGCGCUACACAAGCACAAAGUUUCAGGACACGUUACACACAAGCAAGUGACUCUUUAAAGACGAUCCCAAAGCUAAAUGAAGACUUUAGCCCUAACAUUUAGAGGGACACACCCCACAUCCAGGCAUGAAGCGAGUGCAUGGAUUCACACCACAAACACCAACCCACAUACUUCUCAUACACAUCUGUUAGAGUGAAGCCGUGCAGAGAGACUGUGCCUCGACUCUGCUUUAUUAUAGAGCUUUAUAGGAUGAAAGAGGAGGAGUAGCUUGCAGUGAUUAUUUUGGGUAGUGUCAGCCGCACAUUACGUUCUAGAACUGUGUCAAAGGUACAAAAUGUAUAUAUUGUGAUAUCGUUUGCUGUUUUAUAAAUCAGUAUCAUCUGUG
This is a messenger RNA of Notolabrus celidotus (New Zealand spotty), 3730 nucleotides long. Its product is annotated as bone morphogenetic protein 1-like. The transcript has 20 exons. The coding region runs from base 474 to 3395 and encodes 973 amino acids. NCBI's taxonomy places the organism in Eukaryota, Metazoa, Chordata, Actinopteri, Labriformes, Labridae. The record is from RefSeq and is a predicted model, not a curated record. Gene Ontology annotation, biological process: proteolysis. Gene Ontology annotation, molecular function: metalloendopeptidase activity; serine-type endopeptidase activity; zinc ion binding.